Messenger RNA from Acaulospora colombiana, 952 nucleotides. Lineage: Eukaryota; Fungi; Glomeromycota; Glomeromycetes; Diversisporales; Acaulosporaceae. The record is from the annotation of a GenBank genome assembly.
GAAACCAUCUUCACGGACCUCCCCUAUGACAUUAGCUCGUAUAUCACUUCCAUGUCGAGCGAGAAUCCAUCCAUCUCCACUCAGGACAUUUUCAAGCCGCUCGCCCCCCAGUCUUCCUCCGCGGAGGUGUCAACUUCAGCCACUGCUAAUGCAUUCGAGCCCUCUUUAGGUGCAUUUUCCGAUUCAGCGUCCCCCGCUGACUCACACUCGCCAUCGCAGUCGGCCCACGCGGACGACCAACCAUCGGAUAGCGACGACGAUUCAGACGAUAUGGAGGACGAUUUUAUAGCUUCCUCUUCCAAGAGGGCCACAACCUCCAGAGGCAAGGGCGCUAACACUACCGCAAAGAGCAAGCGCUCAGCAACCAAGCCCAAGCCAUAUCCUCGUGUAUCAGACGUUGUUCGCGAUGCUCCACACAAACUUGCCGCAGAUGGCAAGCGUCAACCAGCAACCACCGAGCUCAAGGGUUCCGUGAGAUCGGCUGAUGCCGCAGACGAUGAUUGGAGACCAACGAUGGAGGAAUACCAAAGGAUGUCGAGCAAAGAGAAACGUCAACUUCGUAACAAGAUCUCAGCACGCAACUUCCAAUACAUUACCACGCUCGAAGGCGAGGUAGCAGCUCGUGAUCAGCAACUCGAAACCUACCGUGAAGAGCUCACAAGCACCAGGUCCGAGAACUCUGAGCUUCGCAAGGAAAUCGAGCGUCUCAAGCGAGAAAUCAUGGAGGGCCGCAGCGGUGGAUCCAUCUUUGAAGAUUCGCCCGUUGAAACCAAGCCUAAUGUAUUGCUCGAGACCAGUAACAAGUCGACCCGCGCAUCGCGCAGCUCCAUCGUCCGUCCCAACCGCAACAAGGAUCUUCCAUCGUCAGGAUCCACCCGCGGGUUCUGGGGUGGAGCCACAAUGGGUGGUACCACAUCUGUUCACACUACGCUCAUUCCCGACUUUGAUAUCA